Molecule: messenger RNA, 1053 nt
Organism: Onychomys torridus (southern grasshopper mouse)
Lineage: Eukaryota; Metazoa; Chordata; Mammalia; Rodentia; Cricetidae
Product: paired immunoglobulin-like type 2 receptor beta
Exons: 7
Molecular function (GO): MHC class I protein binding
Source: RefSeq, a predicted model, not a curated record
GACAGAGGACCAAAGCCGAACCCCCAGCCAGGGACCUCAUUGAAAACACUGAGGAUGUUGAAACCUGAAGGACAAUAUGUGGACCCCAAAGAGAACCCCAAGGUAAGCCACUCAGACUCAGGCCUGAAGGAAGUUAAAGGGAUGUUGAAGAAGGAGGACAGAAGGGUGGAGACUAGAGAGGUGGGCAGGACACUCAGGCUGCAGUUGCUGCAGGUGUGGGCAGGAACACUCAGGCUGCAGUUGCUGCAGGAUAACAACCUCGUGUAUGCCUCCAUUGCCCUCUCAAGUCUAGUCUCCCCACGAACACCACCUCACCAGCCUGUCCAUGAAGACCCCCAGGAAGAGACUGUGUACUCCAAUGGUCCCUCACAGAUCCUCCUCUCCUGCCUGGUAGCUCUGCUGGUCUCACUUCCUGGAGGGAAUCAGGCCAUGGCUUGGAUCCUGCUUCUGCUGCUGUCAGCUGCAUGCCUGCAAGCUGGUGACAGGAUCCAACAGAGAAAGACCCUUGUGGUCAACCAACCAGCACGCCUCGCUGGUGUCCAGGGCGGCUCCAUCGAGAUCCCCUUCUCCUUCUACUUCCCCUGGGAGUUGGCAGAGGAUCCAAAGAUGAAGAUUCUCUGGAGAUGGAAGAUCUUCCAUGGGGAAUUUAUCUACAUCUCCUCCUCGAGAUUCAUACAUAAGCAUUUCAAGAACUGGCUCAUCCUGAACUGGACACAGCCUCAGACAUCUGGAGUCCUAAGAAUCCUGAACUUGAAGAAGGAGGACCAGACAGUGUACUUCUGCCGAGUUCAUCUGAACACAAAAGAAGGCAUUGAGUUCUGGCAGUCCACUGAAGGGACUCAACUGACCAUCACACCUGCCAUCACCACCACCAUGCAGAGCCCCUCCAUCCUCACUUCUGCAGUCACCACAGCUGGCCUGGAGAACACAGAGGGCCAGAGGAAUCCUUCACUUGUGAACCUGGUCGCCACGGUCGGGGUGGUGUUGGCCACGGCUGUGCUCAUAACCCCCAUCUGUGUACUGAUGAUCUUCCUCUGGGGGAAGCAAAGGUAA